Nycticebus coucang (slow loris) is the source of this 1153-nucleotide messenger RNA. RefSeq names its product E3 ubiquitin-protein ligase TRIM48-like. The transcript has 3 exons. Gene Ontology annotation, molecular function: zinc ion binding. The record is from RefSeq and is a predicted model, not a curated record. Lineage: Eukaryota; Metazoa; Chordata; Mammalia; Primates; Lorisidae. Bases 57 to 317 code for a protein of 86 amino acids.
UGGUGUCCAUUGCCAGAAAAGCCAGUCUCUGGCAAUUCCUGAGCUCUGAGGAACAAAUGUGUGGAACCCACAAGGAGAAGAACAAGAUGUUCUGUGAAGUGGACAGGAGCCUGCUGUGUUCGCUCUGCUCUAACUCCCAGGAGCACGGGGCUCACAGACACUGUCCCACUGAAGGGGCAGCUGCGGACCAGCGGGCUAAACUCGAAAAGCAAAUGAGAUCUUUAUGGGACAAGAUCCGGGAAAAUCAGAGAAACCUGAGAGAAGAACAAAUUAUGAUUAACCAUUGGAUUUGGAGAUUUCUUUCCACAAUGAAGUAAGCAAUCAGCACAUCAGGCUGUUUGACGAUUUGAGAGACUUCACAUUUAGAUCUCACAGUCAAGAUCAGUCUUUGAAUCCUGAGAAAUCUAUUUUGCUGCUUGGGGAGACCAGGUCUUCACUGCUGGGAAGUAUUACUGGGAGCUGGAUGUGGACGACUCUUGGGACUGGGCUCUAGGGGUCUCUAGAGAUUACCCGAUACGCAGACUUGGCACAAUGUUAUAUCUGGGGACAUGUUUCUUCUUGCAUGUGUGAGGCAGGAUAAUCAGUACACUCUCUGGACAACCUCCCCAGCGAUUCCUCAGUUUGUAGAGAAACCUGUGGGCCGGGUUGGUAUGUAUCUUGAUUUGCGGAGUGUGAGUGUGAGUUUUGUGAACGUUGCCAAGAGUUCCCUCAUAUGGAAGUGCCGCGCUGGCUCCUUGUGUUUCCCUGUCAGGCCUUUCAUUAUCACUGGACACAAAUGAGCAGGGAUGAGGCAGGAACUUGACUGUAGGUCUGGGACCUCCAUGUGCUGGGGAGCCCUUCUCAGCUGAAGAAAAUCAACCCUACUUUAUUGUCUUGAAGGUUUUGUACUGUCAUGGAAUCUCAUUUUAUUGUUAUUCGGUAAAACAGUAUAAAACGCAAAAUUCUGUUGUCCCAUUUUCUUUCAAGAAAAUCAUCUCUUGUGGUCUGCUAUCUAAACGUGCACUGCACUCAGCUUGCUCACGUGCUUUGUGAGCUCCCUGUGGUUCUGAAAAUCUUUGGGUGUGUGAUUCCACCUUAAUGAACACAGUUUCUAAAUUCUGGACAGACCUGGUUAGCCACACUGGUCCUAUCAGCCUGAUAUUAACUCCUGUCA